Molecule: messenger RNA, 2576 nt
Organism: Paramisgurnus dabryanus
Lineage: Eukaryota; Metazoa; Chordata; Actinopteri; Cypriniformes; Cobitidae
Gene: cimip4
Product: ciliary microtubule inner protein 4
Source: RefSeq, a predicted model, not a curated record
UCGCAUGGUAUCUAAUGCAGGAGCUCGCCACGGAUGUUUUGUGACGCAAUUAAAUGCAUGUCAAAAGAAUUCGUUAUGACGUCACACCGCGUAACCGCUACCGUGUCUGUGCGUGGCUUUCAGAAGUCUAUGAAUGAUUAAUAUCACCUCUGAACGCGGAUCGAGUUUAACCCACAUUAGCCACAACAAACGCAGACACGCACAAUAACAUUAUCAGGAUGAGUGACAGCAGUCAAUCAAAGAAGUCGGACAGCGGGAGUCAGGUGAGCAGAGUAUCUUGCCCACAGGUUCCUCCACUUUGUGCACCACAUUACUCUCAAACAAGCUCAAAUGGCACAGAUCAACACACAUCCUAUCGUAUGAUGAGCCACUACCUGCGUGCCAAUAUCUUCCCCGGGCCUGCAGUGGAGUGGUCCUCUCUGGUUAAGGACUCGUAUGUCCAUCAUCCUCUACCAGCCUUCAUCCAAGAUCCAGACCAUUGGCACGGUCACAAAACCGAUGACUUGGUGAAAUGGACCGAGCAGAACUUUCUCGACAAAAGACUGCAUAAGCUGCUGAAGGAAGUGGAGGUCAAGGGUGUGUCCAAAUAAGCCUGACAUUUGGAGUGCAUUUGAAAACCGCAGCAAAUAAACAAUCACACCUUCAGAAGUGUUUUCUUUACACCCGCAGAGAGACACGCUCGGCUUUUACGUAUUAGUACACACACAUGUGAGGAUCAAUAUUCACACGUGCACCUCCUACUCAUCACAACUGCUACACUUUUUUUCAUCUGCAAUAUCUCACUUGCAGAUGCAGUCAUUGUAAUUUGCAUUGGCAGAUGCUUUAAUCCAAAGCCAUUUACAUUGCAUAACACUGCAUACAUUUUUUUAUCAAUAUGGGUGUUCACUUGGUUCCAACCCAUGACUUUUUCACUAUGUGUGUUCUCUGGGAUCGAACCCAUGCACUUUUGAGCUGCGAAUGAAAUGCUUUACCACUGAGCUAUACGGGAGCACAUUUUAAUGAGACAUUGACCUUUUUGUUUCCAGAGGACUGGGUGAAAAAGCAAAUGUUUUAUACAAGUAAAAGCAAAGGGUAUCAUUUACAUUUAAAUGUACAUUAAGGGUUAAUUUCCAGUUUACCAGUGGCUUUAUUUUGAUGGAUUUUACCCUAUAAUGUCCAAAUUAUAGCCAUAUUUUAGUGAUAAUUUUAGAAUAUUAUUAGAUAUUAUUGAACUUUUGCUGUAUAAAAAUGCUAUAAAAAGGAUUUCACUAUGAGCAAUACAAUAAACUAGAUGCAAUUUUGGACCAAUGUUUGUGUGGCUUUUACCCACUUAAUGUUUUUGUAUAUAAAAAUAGAUCGUAUUUGUCAGAUAGAGACAUUUUGGCUAUGUGUUGUGGGGAAUUUUUCUGCGAUUGAUGCCUUUUGCUGUAAGAUGUGGUAUUGACAUAACGUAAAUUUGACAGCCUCAUUUUACGCGGUUUGAUCUUGAAAACCACUGAAACUUUUUUUUCCCUCUCCGGUUCUUUUUAUCUGAGUUUCCUGAAAAUCCGGUGCAAAAUCACAAUUACAGGCAAGAAUUACGCAAUCGAACUAGCAAAAAACAUUAAAUGUCAAAAGUGUUUUAUGAAGGGAUGUCUUUUUUAAAUCUGUAUAUUUUGGGCAUUAUUUUGGUAAUUUAGGGAUUCAUUUUUGAUUAUUUUUCGAGCAAACCUACAAAUUUGUGUUUGCUCUUUUUGUAAAUACCACACUGCUAUCGAUUUCGGGGAAAAAUUUCACUCUCGCCACAGCUAAGUUUUUGAACCGCAGGUUGUUUAUACUGAUGUUACUGUGGUUUUGUAACUCAGAAUCCAGGGUUGUUUUACGUGUUUGUGGCACAUAGCAAGAACACACAUGACCAGACUUAGUUUACAUGUUUUAAAAAAACAUGUUUAAAACACCAGCGCUUGUUGUGCUUUGGGGUGAAUUUUGUGGUUUUGUACCUUAGAAAAGGUCACUGCUCCAUUGCAUCAUAUUUUCCUGUAUUUAUUGUCUUUCGGCAAAUGAAACACCUGCAUAAUAUACAGUACAGAACCUUUUAAACCUUCAGGUUGUGUAUUUCAAUACAAUGCAGUGGGAUAUGGUUUAAACUAAUAAAUAUAUAUUUAUAUAUAUUUUCUCAUGUAAAAGGUUUAAACCUUAAAUAGCAAUAAAUCAAGUUAAGUAUAGUCAAGAAUAUGUGACUCAAGACCACAAAACCUGUCAUAAGGGUCAAUUUUUUAAAACUGAGAUUUAUCUGAAAUCUGGAUAAAAAAAUCUAAAUAUUGAGAAAAUUGCCUUUAAAGUUCUUCAAAUGAUGUCCAUAACAACACAUAUUACUAAUGAUAAAUAUAUAUUUGAUUUAUUUUCAGUAUUAAAUUUACAAAAUAUCUUCAUGGAACAUCAUGGAUUUUUAGUUAAUAUCCUAUGAUAUUUUAUAAUUUUGCCCAUGCAAUGUAUUGUUGGCUAUUGCUACAAAUAUACCAGUGCUACUUAUGACUGGUUUUGUGUUUCAGAGUCACAUAUUAAUGUUUUCAUGUUUUUUUCAGUAGUUUGUAAUAUUAAAUUAUUUUAUUUCAGUG